Cimex lectularius (bed bug) is the source of this 5026-nucleotide messenger RNA. It is a transcript of the gene Remo, whose product is annotated as adhesion G protein-coupled receptor A3. NCBI's taxonomy places the organism in Eukaryota, Metazoa, Arthropoda, Insecta, Hemiptera, Cimicidae. Gene Ontology annotation, molecular function: protein binding; G protein-coupled receptor activity. The transcript is spliced from 16 exons. Bases 302 to 4084 code for a protein of 1260 amino acids. Gene Ontology annotation, biological process: G protein-coupled receptor signaling pathway; cell surface receptor signaling pathway. Gene Ontology annotation, cellular component: plasma membrane. The record is from RefSeq and is a predicted model, not a curated record.
GGGGCCGCUUGUUUAGCUUUGUAAGUUGUGUUUGUUUUAUUACUUUUAUUUUGAAUUCCUCGGAUAAUUUGUCUCUGGCCUCUUCUAGUACCAGGACGAGUUUCUAGCGUAGAAAACGCGUUUUUUGAUAUUCCUUGCCAUGCCUUUUUACCCGGAGCACGCCUGCCGCCAUCAGGAAAUAGAAAAAGGCCGGUAAAGGGGAAACGAGAUGUGAUUCGUGAGAAUUUCGCCGUCGGUUCGGUCGUAAUCAUCCGUGUGUCGGACCCGGACGAAUAUGGGAAAAUGUGAAGAGAGUUGAACCAUGGCAGGACGGUCUGUGAUGUUUUGGCACAUUUUCGUUCUGUUGGGCGUGUUAGACCGUUGUCAGUCCGACCCAUGUCCAGUCAGGUGCGAUUGCUCCAAGAUUAUCGCGUCCAAGCAACAGCCUGCAGAGAGGUACAAGUGGAAGUGCGGGGUGAACGGCCACCUCCUGAACACCCUCGAGGAUCUGCACUUUGACACCCUCAACAAUCUUUCAGACGUUUUCAAUCUUGACCUGUCAGGAAAUAGCAUCACACAUUUACCAAAAAGGGCCUUUCCUUUUCCAGAACUUCAAAAAUUAGAUUUAAAUAAAAACAACAUAGAAAUCAUAGAUAGCGGUGCGUUUACUGAUUUGACUUCCCUUAGACGAUUGGAUUUGUCAAACAAUCGUAUUCGUUAUCUUACGGCAUCCAUGUUUGUCGGUCUCCAGAAUCUCGAAAGGCUAAAAGUGAGUCAAAAUAUGAUACGGCAAGUGAAGGACGGGACAUUUGAGGAACUCAUUUCUCUGAAAAUUUUAGACUUAUCAGGGAAUCCGUUAGUUUGUGAUUGUGACCUAUGGUGGCUGUGGGCACACACGUUGACGUUUAAGCUUUCCCCAAUGCCUAAAUGCUCAGAGCCUCUUACUUUCAAGGACCAGCCGUUGAAAAAACUUCGGACUCUGACUCACUGUUGGGGUGACUACUCGUCCCCUUUGCUUGAAGUGACUCCUGAUCACGAUCAAGUCGUUUUUGAAGGGGAUUCUCUUCAGCUGGAUUGCAGGGCGGGCGUCACAAAAGCAGCGUGGAAAGACACAAGCAUUUCUUGGUAUUGGGCCGGUCUCCCUCCUCAGACCGUAUUCCCAUCUUCGAUACUUUUGGAAAAUAAACAGUUGGUGGAUACAGGCCUUAUUGAAAGCUCUUUGGUUAUAAAUAAGUUAAAUGCCAAUCACACGGGCGAAUGGAACUGUGAACUGAUAUCGAGUGAGGGAAACCAUUCCAGCACAUUAUCUGUUAUUGUUAUAUCGGGUUCGACAAAAUACUGCCGACCAACUGUUACCAAAGACAAUAAAGGGGAGUAUAUUUGGCCCAAAACAGUUGCUGGUCAUGUCGUUGAACUUUCGUGUUCUGCUGAAAUCGGAUUUGCCGUUGCAAGAAACAACUGCACGCUCGACGGUUAUUGGGAAGGGGCCAACACAUCCUUAUGCCCUUUUAUCAGCGAAACUACACGAAUUUUACAACAAUACGCAAAAAUGAACUUAACCGCUGGGCGUAACAGCAUUCUAGAAAGUGCUGUCCGACUGCAUAACUACACGUUAGAAAAUAAAAGCAAAUUCAACGAUCAUUUCGAUGUUGUUUUUAUUACACAAACUAUUGAAAAUUACCUUCAGUUUGUUGAGGCAGAGAAAGAGCUUGGUACUCUUUUGCUAGAUAUUAUUAGUAAUAUAAUGGAUCUAGACCAACAACUGUUAUCAGAUGCUCAAAUACACGAUCGUUCUUGUACAAAAUUGUUGUCAGCCAUUGAAACGAUUACAGAAUAUCAAAUUAUUCCUGCUGAACCUGGCCAUCGAUGGAAUAUGGCUGUUGAAAAGUUUAGGGUGUCUAGGGAAAGUUUUCUUGGCAUAACAUGUACUUGGUGGAAUAGCAAAGAAAAAAAUCCGAAAGAGAGGUUGUUCCACUGUUCGACCACAAAUACCAGCAGUCUUCCUGUUACGUUUGACAAGGUAUUCGAAGCCUCGAUACAAAUACCUUCGUCGCUGUUCCACCAGCUUGAGAUAAGGGGGAAACCGUCAAUGGCUCAGCAAGUCAUGGUCGCGAUAUUCGACAGCGCCAAGUUGUUUCCAACCCCUUUCAAUCUCAACCGAACAGUCUUGUCACCCAUAGUGGGUGCAAAAAUUAUAGGCGUUGACGUCAGGGAUUUGAACGAGCCCCCGUCUGUCACGCUCGGCGGAAUUCAAGACGGUGUUAUGCCGGCCUGGUGGGAUGAAUCUCUGGGAAACUGGGUCGCAAGGCCUUGCAGGCCGACAUUCUUCCAUCAUCUACUCGUCACCAAGUGUCAACAUCUUGGCUAUUUUGCGCUUAUUUCUGACAUGAGAUAUGAACCAGCUCCAGUAAUUGAGCAAGCAAAAUCAAGGAUGAGCAAUCCAGCGAUAUUUGUUGGAACGUUUGUUGGUUCAACAUGUCUGCUUGUCGCUGCAUUCACUUAUGCAGUAUGUCAUUCAUCAAUUCAGAUGUCGGACAAGAUGAAACAUGCUUUAUCUAACACUUGGAUUGCAAUAUCCUUACUUUCCAUAGUUUUCAACAUUGGAAUGUAUCAGACAGAAGAUGUUUUCAUUUGUCAGGUGAUCGGCCUUCUUCUACACUACUUGACGUUAUGCUCUUUAUUCUGGAUGGCUGUUUCUAUUAACGGGAUGCAUCGUGCCUUGGCCAAAAUGGAACCAGUCGUUUCAACAGGCAGCGACGAUGGUAGUGGAAGGCCUGAAGUCGUUGGACAGCCACUUGUCGGUCUUUAUCUGGUCGGAUGGGGAGUCUCCGGACUACUUGUCGGCCUUUCCGGAGCGGUAAAUCCGAAAGGGUAUGCGACACCUACAUAUUGCUCUUUAGGCCCGGGACCAGGAUUCACACCCGUACUUGUACCUAUAUCAGCGUUGUUUAUAUUUAUUUUCACCAGGGCUCUUAUGGUAAGAUCUGCAGCAGUUGAAAAAGACUCAAAUGCUCAGUUGUCAGAAGGCACACAAGCGACAGAUUUGGAAUUGUUGGAGACGGGGCUUCCGUCCCCCGAUCGAGCUAGUAUUCAAAGCAUCGCUACACCUAGCAGUCAUGUUGAAGAUCUCGAGCACCCGCCUUAUGUCCAACUAAAGGCUUUUCUUAUAAUAAUUGUCCUUUUUAGCAUCACUUGGGUUUUUGCAGCCCUGUCUGUAAUAAAACCUAUAAAUAUGCCAUACGAGGAAACAAUAUUUAGCAUAAUGUACGCAGUUUUUAUAAUUAUUUUAGGGAGUUUUGUCAUUUUUUUCUACUGUUUUUCAAGAAGCGAUGUUAGAUCGGUUUGGUUCACUCUAAAACACAUCAAAAGAUCGAGGAAUGUUACUGAUUUCGCUCCUCCUCCUAUAAUGAAUUCAUCUGAAAUUCCGACGCCAGGACGAAAAUCCAUCAGUCCUCGGCCUGAACCUCAAGGGGAACUGAUGCAACAGAAAACCAAUUUUGUAGAUUUACACAGGAGGCAAUAUCACAACAAUAUUAUUGUCAACGAGCCGAAUUCAUUUUACAACCCACAGCAGAGCAUUGUUGCUAAAAAGUUUUUCAAGAAACAGAGGAGAAAGAGAAACAGCCUUCGUAGGCGAAGGGGCGUCGGUGAUGGGACCCCCGUCUCUCCAGAUAAUUCCGAACUGUUUCAUCUAGGUUGUAAAUCUACUGUCGGUUCUACCACACCGCAUUCCGAAUCGAGGAAUGUCAUUUGUGACAGGAGACCUCUCGAGAGGCUGGUAAUCGGAGCGGAAAGCUCAAGGCCGACACAAACGAAUAACGACGGCAGUGUCAAAUACGCCUCGGUAGCCAGUGAGUGUUGCAGUUGCAUGGUUUCCGAAGCCCAUUCCAUCACGGACUGCACAAGAGACUUGACAUCGGAGCAUUCGAGUCGAAGCAGUCAUUUAUACGCGACAGUUGCGCCUGACAUGUCGCCUCUUCCAAGGCAUAAAAUGAACCCGCAACUUUCCAUCGACAUUAAAAAUGAAGCUGUCCGACUGAACAUAUCAGAAAGUAAUUAUGAUUUAAAAUCUUCGGACGAAGAGAAAAGAGAAACAAGCGUAUAGCAAAGACUAUGACUACUAAGUAGUCAAAUAUAUUAAAACUGAUAAAAUCAGUUUAGUAAUGUAAAUAAUUUUUUCUAUUCAAUUAAAAUUAUUUUAAUGCUUUUUUACUUUUUUAUUUAUAAUGUUUGUUAAUAAAAUUAUUUAAUAGAAAAUGAAUUGUGCAAAUGUUAAAAGACCAUCGUGUUGAAUUAGGAUACAAAAAAGUAAUAUUUGAAAAUAAAAAAAUAUAGUUAUCGCUUACAAAAUAUAUAAUUUGUUAUUAUACAAUUUAUAGAAAUAUUACAGAUAUAACUUUUUUGUCAUGUUAGUGUAAAAAAUGUAUUUUAAACCUUUUUUAAAAUUUAUUUAAAACUUUUUUAAUCUGUGUUUGUCAAUUUGUAAUUCUAUCUGUGUGCGUGUUGCAUAUAUGUAUUUCUGUUUGCCUGAGUGUGUGUUAAUUCUAAGAUAUUUUCAGCUCUCUUCAAGUACAAAAACUUUGUAUUAAGUAGGUUGUCGGAUAGCGAAACACGUACAAAACAUUCUUUUGUGAUCUUAAGCAUAUUAUUCUAUUCAAGAACUUACAACAUUUAAUCGUACCUUUUUCAAAAUAUUAAAUUGUAUCUUAGCUAUAAGAUUAUAAAUAUUUAAUGUUGUUGGAAAUCGACUGAAUGUGAGCAUGUGCUUAUUUAUCUGUAAAUACCUUAUUAUGAAAAUGUAGACUUUUUAAUCAGUUGUAAUGUGUGUAUUUUUUAAUCUGUUUUCUUGAUAACGUACAGUUACGUUUAUUGCUAGGAAGUUUAAUAUUGUUGAAAUGAUUCCUUAUCGAAUAUGUUUCGCAUUUACAAAUAUUUAUUUUGUUAAAGACUGAUUUUAAGAAAAAAACAAACAAACAAACUGCUUUCUGAUGUAAUAUUUUAAUCAGUGUGAUCUCAAUAUAGCUUAGAGAAAUAAAAUUAAAAUGUC